Messenger RNA from Patiria miniata (bat star), 1017 nucleotides. Its product is annotated as ficolin-2-like. The coding region runs from base 1 to 1017 and encodes 338 amino acids. The transcript has 3 exons. NCBI's taxonomy places the organism in Eukaryota, Metazoa, Echinodermata, Asteroidea, Valvatida, Asterinidae. The record is from RefSeq and is a predicted model, not a curated record.
AUGAUUGACUUGGACUCACGCAGUUGCGGACAGCGCAUGGGGAGAUUUGUCCUGCCACCGGGGGAUCCUUGCACCUGUACAGGGGUCAGACUGGGCGGUCAUCACCACCACUACGCGCCUGUUAUGCAGGGACAGGAUCCACCGUUGUAUAUGGACAUGCUGCCGGAGGUGACUGCUGAAGUCAUCGGCGGUUGGUUCAAUUGCACCUCGACCAAGCCGGAGGAGUCGACGCUUGGAGUCACUGAAACCGCCCCAGAGUCAACUUCUCAUGCUGCCCCGGGGUCGACACCUGUUGCAUCGAUUUCUAACGACACGACACCAGUUGUCAGCACCACCUUUGAGCCGUCGAUGCCGCCUGCAGAUUGUCAACAGAUCUUGGAUGCUGGUCAGACAUCUAGCGGCGUGUAUACCAUCCGGCACAAACACCAGAAUAUGCAGGUCUACUGCCGCAUGGAGCCGGAGUCGGGGAAAGGAUACAUAGUGUUCCAGAGACGCAUGGAUGGCUCGGUGAGCUUCAACCGAACCUGGCAGGAGUACGCCGAGGGAUUCGGGAAUCUGACCGGAGAGUUCUGGCUGGGCAACCAACAUUUGCGUAGUCUGACUCGUAACUUUAGGCAGGAGCUGGUCAUCACUCUGAGGGCAUUCGAUGGGGAGGAAGCCCGUGUUCGUUAUGAGAUUUUCAACGUACACUCAUCUGAGGACCAUUACAGGAUUUUGUCGGAUGGCUUCAGUGUGGAGAGUGGAGAUGCAGGUGAUUCACUCGGGUUUGUUAACAGCGACUACUUCUCAACUCGAGAUGAUGACAACGACUCAGAUGGGCAAAACUGCGCUGCGAAACUUCACGGAGGCUGGUGGUACUAUGACUGUAGUGGUAGUAGAAAUAAAUACAGCAAUCUCAACGGCUUGUACUACAACAACGCAACGGUCGAUGAUUACAUGGGGAUACAGUGGGUCUCCUGGAAGGGUAAACAGGUCUCUCUCAAAGGGUGCGAAAUGAUGACACGACCCAAAUGGUAA